AAAAUAGUUUGAAUUUGCCAUUUAUAUAUAGAAAAAUUUACAUCAUAAUUUAUAUGUGUUUGUUUCAUUUAAAUUCAUGUAGCAUUACUGUUUCACUGAAAACAAGGUAAUGGGUCAGACACUGUCUGAACCAGUCACAACCAAAGAUACUAAACUUUUAUGUAGCAAAGAUUAUCUUGUUGGUGUAUCAUCUAUGCAAGGAUGGAGGAUCAACAUGGAAGAUGCACUGACUGCCAUUCUGUCUUUAGAGAAAGACAAAACUGCUUCAUUUUUUGCUGUUUAUGAUGGACAUGGAGGUGCACAAGUAGCCAAUUAUUGUGAAAAGUAUGUACAUUCAAAAGUAACAAGUGAUCCUGCGUUUAUGAAUGGCAAGAUCGAGGAGGCAAUCAAAAAUUCAUUUCUAUCCAUAGACGAAGACAUGUUAAGUGAAAAUGGCAUAAAAGAUGACACAGCAGGAUCAACAGCUAUUGUUGUGAUUAUAAAAGACAAUAAAAUAUUUUGUGGCAAUGUCGGUGAUUCCAGAGCAGUAGCAUCUGUACAAGGGAAUGUUCAAGAACUAUCUUAUGAUCAUAAACCUUCAAAUGAUGAGGAAACACGAAGGAUUGUCGCUGCCGGAGGAUGGGUAGAAUUUAACAGAGUUAAUGGAAAUCUUGCUUUGUCGCGUGCACUCGGCGAUUUUUGUUUUAAGAAGAAUGACCAGAAAUCUGCUGUUGAGCAAAUUGUAACUGCAUGGCCCGACGUCAUUGUUAAAGAUUUAACACCAGAACACGAAUUCCUUGUUCUAGCUUGCGAUGGUAUUUGGGACGUUUUAUCUAACGAAGAAGUUGUCGAGUUUGUUCGUUGUAGAAUUGCACAAGGAAUGAAGCCAGACAAGAUUUGUGAGGAACUCCUUACACGUUGUCUGGCUCCAGAUUGUGAUAUGGGUGGCCUUGGAUGUGAUAAUAUGACUGUUAUAUUGGUAUGUCUGUUGGCCAAUAAGAGUUAUGAAGAACUUGUUGUCAAAUGUCAACGUCCUUCAUCAUAGGAAAUAAUGGUGUUAUAGUUGGCCAGUCACUCGAAUACAUUAAGUUGUUUAUUGCUCAAUAGCGCAAUCUCGUUUAACUAUUGGUUUCAUCUACUUUUGAAUCAACAGUCUUGUUCGAAGAGUAUAAUAUCUACCUAAAUAUACUUUAAUGGCAGGCACAUUGUUUGACUAAACUGAAAACUCUACGGUUCUCUGCAAUUCAAUAGAUGAAAUAUUUUUAGCUUACAAUUGUUAAUUUUAAAAUACUCGCGUUAAUAAGUUUUAAAGCGUUUUGUGUUGCGUGAUUAAAUUGUACAAAAGUGAUAGAUGCAUUGCGAUUCAUAAAAAGAAUAAUUAUUCAUGUAAUUGUAACUUUGCAUUACAUUGACUGACGUUUUCUUCAUUAAAAGAACUAAGACCAACCGAUCGGGAUAACUUAACAAUGUCCCUCACAUUGCGUUGGACAUAAAACAAA
Xenia sp. Carnegie-2017 is the source of this 1478-nucleotide messenger RNA. Its product is annotated as probable protein phosphatase 2C T23F11.1. NCBI's taxonomy places the organism in Eukaryota, Metazoa, Cnidaria, Anthozoa, Malacalcyonacea, Xeniidae. The transcript has 12 exons. Bases 110 to 1024 code for a protein of 304 amino acids. Gene Ontology annotation, biological process: protein dephosphorylation. The record is from RefSeq and is a predicted model, not a curated record. Gene Ontology annotation, molecular function: protein serine/threonine phosphatase activity; cation binding.